GCACAAGUCCUGUAGCACAGGGGGACAUAGGCUGGAAAGCUGACGCAUUUCUGUUCUACCUGCCAGUACCUGCAGAGACACAUUUGAGGACACCAGAGGAAAAGACCACCUUGAAACAAUAUCAACGCCUACGAAACCACCUGGAUACUUCUGGCUCUUAAUUUUUAUGACUUUCACACUGGACUUUUGUGAAUUAAGGAAGCACUCACCUUGAUCUCAGCUUUGCGUUUGACCCUACAUUGAGAGUUACAAACGUUUUCUGACUUGACAAGUGGACAGUUUUGAUGCUUUUUGGGAGAUGCAGUUGUGUUGAAGUAGCUCGCGCUGCCUGACAGGUUUGAGACGUGACUGGGAAAGUGUGUGUGUGUUUGACAGCUCUGAUUCAUGAGUUGACUAGCGUUUGUUUGAGUAUGUGACUCUGUUGACAGAUCCACUCAAUAGACGCUCAAACAUUCAUGUAGGAGUGGUGCACUGCUCAUUUCAGACCAUCUCUAGUGACGCAGCUGUUGUUUCUCUAUUAAAUGAGAAUAACAUUUGCAUGCUAUUGAUGCAUUGAUUGAUUGAAAUGUAACUAUUCUAAAGGAGUUGCUCAGGUCAGGUCAAGGCGUAUUCAUGACAUCACAUCGCUUUAUUUUUUGUUUAGGGACGUAAUUGCAGGUGCCUCUGUGGUUACAUAAUAACUAUAACUUUGUUGCUUUGUCACUGAGCAUGAGGCAUUGCAGAACUGCUGUGAUCUCUGGGACAAUCCAGUGUCCUGCGUUCUAGCUUUUACUAUGAUGUCUCUGAAAACUGUAUUGUAGAACGAUGACUCUAUCAACAGUAAGGUUGUAAGUAUAGGUCAAUGUAAUUUUGUAUACUCUUAAAUUAGGAGUGACCUUAUGUUACUAUAUAUCUCUGACUCACAAUUGGAAAUGUAGCUAUUGAGGUAUGCUACUGAAAAUAGUUCCCAAACUUUAGUCAGGCAUUGUUGGAAGUUUAGAUCACAGUCAGCUGCUUGGUGGCAAUUUGUAGUUUGUAUCGUGCUGCAGUGGAACACAAUCUGUCCUGGUCUCGCUCUGAAGACAGGUGUAUUAGAACAACAUUGGCCUAAAGAGGAAGGUCCUCCAUAAGUCCUACCCAACCAUGGAGUUUUAACACAGAUACACUUUCAACCGGACGUGACUGGACUGAAUUGGACUAUCAUCAAUGGACCUUGGAGCCUCCAUUUGAGAGUGUGUCACAGUGUGUCACUGAAAAAAACUUGACGUUGAGGACGCAAACUUUGGUUGAAUUUACUCCCUCUAAAUCCUGAGAGAUGGAGUACCUGGGAGACAAGUUGUCAGUGGCCCACUCGCAAGUGUCUGGCUGGAUGGGAAAUGUACGCCGUUCCCUUCAAGGUGCCCUCAACAUGGUCUCCAGCAGCGUUGAGAGAAGAUCAGCAGGAGGAGGUGGAGAGGAUGGAGGUGGUUUUAAAAGGGCCGCCUCUCUACGCAGCUUGGCCAGUCGCAGCCGUGAAUCCUUCCGCAGAUUCAGCCUGCGCAGCCAACAACGCUUGUCCCUACGCAGACGAACCACCUCGCUGGCUUCACCGAGCACUCCUUCGUCUGAGCUGGUAAAGCAGUGCGGCGGUGGACCGGAGGAGAAUAAAGACACAGACAAUCUGGUGCAGGAGACCGACAGUCAGUACGGCACAUGGGAGACAGGACUCCGCACAGACGACAGCCUCACUCCAGCUACACCUUCGUCUGACGACAACCUCACCCCAUCUCCACGAAAGCCCACCCCACCCCACGCGGCCGAACAGCCCCUUCUCAUCGACACGACAGAUGGCUCGACCGCGUCUCCUCAAAAACAGACAGAGCUCCCAUUCCCAGAGACCCCGACGACACUGUUAGACUCUAGCGCACUACGUGCCAGGGUCAGCCUGAACAAGAAGAGCACUCGCAGAGCCCCGCCUUCUCGAGCCGCCCGCCACAGCGCGCUCUUAUCACAAGUCCCCGAGGGAACCGGAGCAGAAGAUGAAUGGCGCUACAAGGACUCAAUAGAGGAGAAGACAGACCCUUGUAAGCAGGGUGAGGAGUCAGACUCUGAGGAGCAGGCCAAGGGGAUCGAAUCCCGUACAUCCUCCAUGUCUCAGCCUCAGAGAGUGGCGCUCUUCCCUGGCAUGGACCCAUCUGCUCUCAAGGCUCAGCUAAAGAAGAGAGGAGACUCAGACAAUCAGACAGAAGGCCCUUCACCCUCUCAGCUCUCACGUUCACCCAAAUCUCCGUUCUUGCCUCGAGCUGCCCGCGUGCUGCCUCCUGCUGGCGGCAAAGAGAAUGGAGAAGAGUCCUCACCUCAGUGGCUGAAAGAACUAAAGACAAAAAAACGUUUGAGUCAGUAUGAAAACGACAAUACAGCCUGAACAAGCAGGAUGCCUUAUAACUGCAGUAUCUGUAGCUGUAACUCAUGACAGAAGCCUUAACCUUUGACCUGGAAUUCUGCUGCUGACUACGACAUCAUUCUCUCUAGUUUUUUUUUUCUUGGCCUUCCUCUCCAGCCUGAGCCGCGUACAUGUGCAUGGUGCCUUUCUAAAAGAUUUCUGACUGACGUAAAGGGCAAAGCAGAGAUCCAUGAGUCCAUGUAUUCGCUGUGGAGUGUCUCUUCAGCUCUUCGUCAUACGAGAGAGAAUUAUUUUUGCAUAGAGCCACUUUAACCUCUAGCGAGCGAGAGAUCAUCCUCUACAGUGGAGCCGUGGGACCACACGCACCUACAAGUAACCUGAAGUGCUUCAUAUAACUGGAGUAUGACGCUGGUUUGUUUUUACCCUUUUAUGUUCAUAUUAAUAGAGCUUUCGUGCUUUUUUUUGUUCGUUUGUUUGUCAUAUUCUCAUUGUUUAUGUUCAGUUGGUGGUUAUAGGUAUCAGUUGCACAUGCAUUUCCGAUCACACUUUUCUUUCCAAAUCUGAAUAGUCGACAGAGCUGUCGGUAUAGAAAGUGUAUUUAGUUAUGAUGAAAUGUUAAUCACAGAAUGUUAUAUUUGUAUUGAUGUCAGUUUGAAAGGAAAACGAUAAAUGUUUAAUGAUCAAAGAUGUGCGUGUGGGAACCUGUUCGAAUGGGCCAGUGAAUGAAUUUGUUUGCACACGUCUUAUAACUCGUUUUUUUUUUUUUUUUUUCCGGUUAGGUUUGAGACAUUCAGACGGGCAAAGGUCUGCCUCCGUUUGUUCAGCUUUCACUAUUCCGUCGUAUCCCCCUAUCGUGUUUGAAUCCGUAAUAAUACCAUGAUCGGAAAAACUGCGCAUGUACAAUCAGUCACUUUGUUCUUCUUUUCAUCCCGAUACUUCACUCGCUUAAACGAUGGGCCAAAAACGAUGACCGCAAAUUGCACAAUCAGCAUAUUAAUCAGUUUUUACUUCCCUCGUAAGAUAAUGAAUUAAUGCAGAAGGGAAAGCGUUUUUUUUUUUUUGUGUGUGUCCCUGAUUCUUGGUUACUCGCAUCUAUUUUGUUUACUAGUUUGAAGGGAAACGUGAAAGUACUGUAAACGUUGUUCACAUUACAUUGCACACUUGUUACCGUAUUUAAGAAAAAAAUAUCGCGGGCCGUCGUGCCGCUCCCACCUAACAAGCACUUUUCACCUGUUAAUGAACAGCGGUUCUGACCGGUAGUCACUUUUGUAACGCAUGUGUCUUCACACGUGAUGUCAAUGUUGUGAUGUUAGUAUGCUGACGGUAUGUGAGUAAUGUGUCCUAUGAUUUUUUUUUUUUUUUUUCUAUUAUCAGCUUCUUUUCAUUGUCUGCCUCAACAGUUGUUAUAGUCUGUUAAGGGUAAUUUGUCCAUUUUAUUUUAAAUUUGACUGUAAAGAUGUUUAUUGCACUGUUGUAAUGCCAGUGUCCAAUACUGUAAAUUCGUAAUAAAAUUUACUAUAAAUAUA
Molecule: messenger RNA, 3888 nt
Organism: Puntigrus tetrazona (Sumatra barb)
Lineage: Eukaryota; Metazoa; Chordata; Actinopteri; Cypriniformes; Cyprinidae
Exons: 8
Coding region: 1295-2383 (362 amino acids)
Source: RefSeq, a predicted model, not a curated record